This is a messenger RNA of Cucurbita moschata (crookneck pumpkin), 1626 nucleotides long. RefSeq lists its product as uncharacterized. The record is from RefSeq and is a predicted model, not a curated record. NCBI's taxonomy places the organism in Eukaryota, Viridiplantae, Streptophyta, Magnoliopsida, Cucurbitales, Cucurbitaceae. Bases 29 to 1276 code for a protein of 415 amino acids. The transcript has a single exon.
GAGACCCCUUCUGCGUUGUGGAUAAGCAAUGAAUAGCACAACUUUCGUCUGUAAUCCUAUGGACGCUCUGCCAUUAUUACCCUCCUCUCAGUUGCUGUUUCCGAAUAACGCCAUCAAUUUCAGGCAUAGGAUCUCCAUUCGUGUAAAACCCACUUCUCAGGGUUCGUGUAGAUGGCGAAUCCGAGCCACUGCCGAAAACGGAGCUUCAUCGGCGUCGACCUCGCAGAUCGACAUGGUGAGGAACAGGGAGGGGGUUUUUACCGCCAAACAAAGCAAGGUUGUUGUGCUUUGGGAUCUCGAUAAUAAGCCCCCUCGUGGGCCGCCAUACGAGGCGGCUAUGGCGCUGAAACGAGUGGCGCAACGCUUCGGCCAAGUGGUCGACAUGUCGGCUUACGCCAAUCGCCACGCUUUUAUCCAUUUGCCGCAAUGGGUUGUUGAAGAACGCCGCGAGCGUCGGCAAUUGGACAUUCUUGAGCGCAAAGGGUUGUUCACGCCGUCCGAAUCGUACGUCUGCGGGGUCUGCGGUCGCAAGUGCAAAACAAACCUAGACCUCAAGAAGCAUUUCAAGCAACUUCAUGAACGCGAGCGCCAGAAGAAAUUGAACAGAAUGAGGUCUCUCAAGGGCAAAAAGCGGCAGCGUUAUAAGGAAAAGUUCGUAUCUGGGAACCACAAGUACAAUGAAGCAGCCAGGUCUCUGAUUACUCCAAAAGUUGGGUAUGGGCUGGCCUCAGAAUUGAGACGUGCUGGGGUUUUUGUGAAAACAGUGGAGGAUAAGCCACAGGCGGCUGAUUGGGCUUUGAAGAGGCAGAUGCAACACUCGAUGAGUCGUGGUAUUGAUUGGAUGUUUCUUGUUUCCGAUGAUUCGGAUUUUUCAGAGAUGUUAAGGAAGGCUAAGGAGGCUAAUUUGGGAACUGUGGUGGUGGGAGAUCGUGAUAGAGCAUUGGGUAGGCACGCAGAUUUAUGGGUCCCAUGGAUGGGGGUUGAAAAUGGGGAUGUUACAGAGGAGGAUUUGGUGCCCAAAAGAUGGAGGACGAGGAGAACCCAAGAGGAUUUUGAUGAAGACGAUGGUUUUUCAGUUUCUCGUUAUUAUGGAGAGGCUGAAAGUGGUAGUGAUUUGGAGAGUGUAGUGCAAGAGCUUGCUUCCGCCAGUACAGAGUUGAAUGGCUUUAGAAUUUCUGCUUUCUCAGAGGGGGAAGAUGAUGAUGAAUGGGUUGAAGACGAAGUGGCAUCUGACUAUCUGCUAGAGAUGAGUGACGAGGAAGAUGGGUAUUUCUGAUAAUACAUUUCAUUUGUAAAUUGUACAAUUUUUCUAAAGUUCACUCAUUUUAAUGGUGAAGUUGAUGCUGUCCUGGUUGCAUCAUCUGUUCAUAAUCCAGCGCCGCGCCCCAAUCUUCCAAUCCCAGCCGUGUGGCUACUUGGCAUCCACACUUGAAGGUUCAAAUUUUCCAUUACCAACAUUUACCUUGUUUCCAAUAUGUGUGUGUAAUGUAAAAUCGACGGAAUGCUCUGUUUGUCCAAGAUGAUUUGAUAUGUUGUGAAACGAUCUUCCAUCUAAUAUAAAAAUCAUAUGGGUGUUCCUGUUGAACUGGGGGCCGCUGCAUAUGCUCCAAAUUUAGCUUUCUGUCA